Messenger RNA from Mesorhabditis belari, 1044 nucleotides. NCBI's taxonomy places the organism in Eukaryota, Metazoa, Nematoda, Chromadorea, Rhabditida, Rhabditidae. The record is from the annotation of a GenBank genome assembly.
AUGGAUAAAUGGAGUAGUAAACUAAAUUCGGCUACGGAAAAUGAAGAGAAAAGCAACAAAUUGGAGCAGACGCCUGUCACAAUUGCGAUCGACGAUGAUGCGUCAAGUCCGGAAGAUACUUCAUCUUGCCGUAUCUUCAUCUCCAACAUUCCGUUCAGCUGGACUGAAAAAGAACUUCGAGAAUUUCUCAAAGAUUACGAGCCUGUUGAGGAAGUUGAGAUUGUCUACAACGAACGAGGAAGCAAAGGAUUUGGGUUUGCUACAAUUAACGAUCAAGCGCGAUGUUUUCAGGCCAGGGUCAAUCUAAAUCAUAAGGUCAUUGAUGGACGUCGCGUCGAGGUACGGAGAGCGCACAAAAUCAAAAAAGCUCGCAAUGUUCCUUCGCCCUCUUCACUUAUACAAAUGCCUGAUACAAGUUCUCCUCCGAUUCAAGAGUUAAAUCUCCCUUCCUUCACUGCACAAUGGCAACAAGCUAUGUAUUUCCAGUCUUUGAUGUCGCCAGGAGGGCUCAAUCUUUUAAACAACCCAUUUCUUGCUAUGAAUCUCAUUCAAGCAAGCUUACAGAAUGCCGUAAUGACUAGCAGACAAAACUCUUUGGAACCCUUCAAAUGGCCGUUUCUUCCGCCAGCAAUACCGCCGAUGUUUGGUUUAAAUCAAGGAAUAGCGCCCAAUAUAGGGUUAAAUUCAUUUCCUAUGAUGAAUGGGGCAAUUAUUGGAAGCGAUCAUGGAAUGUUACCUAAGCCUCUCGGACUGGUUGGACCCGGUUUUUCAUUCGGCCUCUCGGAUGUUUUGCCACAUUCAAAUGAUUUGCUUCUUUCUGGGCAAUCGGUCAGCACCAGUCAUUUCGCCUCAUCGAUGAAUCGACGGAACUCGGAACAAGAAAUAGCCCUUGGAUCGGAAGCAAUUGGUCCAAUUCACAGCAAGAGGGAGAGAACACCCAGAGAUUCCCAGAACUACUGGACUACUGACCGGCAAAAACGACGCUCCGGCAGCUACUCGAGUCCAAGCAGAAAUACAAGACGAUCAAGUCGAUGGGACCGUCCU